Habropoda laboriosa is the source of this 1082-nucleotide messenger RNA. RefSeq names its product cytoplasmic phosphatidylinositol transfer protein 1 (gene rdgBbeta). Gene Ontology annotation, biological process: phospholipid transport. Bases 170 to 1003 code for a protein of 277 amino acids. Gene Ontology annotation, molecular function: phosphatidylinositol transfer activity; phosphatidylinositol binding. NCBI's taxonomy places the organism in Eukaryota, Metazoa, Arthropoda, Insecta, Hymenoptera, Apidae. Gene Ontology annotation, cellular component: cytoplasm. The transcript has 8 exons. The record is from RefSeq and is a predicted model, not a curated record.
UUCAUUUUAUUCGAUUGUUCAUUACUUCAUCGCUUUACAGAUUGUGGAAUUAUAUUUACAUGACAAUUAUACGAGUACGAUAUUUAUUUGCUAAGGAAAAAGUAACAGUUCCACCAACAAGUAUUAAUUUGAUGCUAUCGUAGAGGGUUGUCAGAUUUUUUUUCCAAUUAUGGUAUUAACGAAGGAAUACCGCAUAUGCAUGCCGCUUACCACAGAAGAGUAUCGUAUAGGACAACUUUAUAUGAUUGCUAGACAUAGUCAUGAGCAAUCGGAUAAUGAUGAGGGUGUUGAAGUGGUUGAAAAUGUAGAAUGUGAUCAUCCGGAUCAUGGAAAGGGCCAGUACACAGAGAAAAGAAUUCAUUUGUCUAGUAAAUUACCUUAUUGGAUUCAGUCUGUUAUUCCAAGAAUAUUCUAUGUCACAGAGAAGGCAUGGAACUAUUAUCCUUUUACCAUCACAGUGUACACUUGUUCCUUUAUUCCAAAAUUUCACAUAACCAUAAAAACCAGAUAUGAAGAUAACAAUGGAUCCACAGAAAACUGCUUAGGUCUGUCUCCUAUUGAAUUGAUUCAUCGUGAAGUUGACUUUGUAGACAUUGCAUAUGAUGAACUUCCUACAAAGCAUUACAAAGCAAGAGAGGACCCAAAAUUUUUUCAAUCUAAACGAACCGGUCGUGGGCCGUUGGUAGAGGGAUGGAGGGAUACAAUGCACCCAAUAAUGUGUUCCUACAAACUAGUUCACGCCUCUUUUGAGGUUUGGGGUAUGCAAACUCGAGUGGAAGACUUCAUUCAUAGAUGUGUAAAAGAUAUUUUAAUACUCGGUCAUCGUCAAGCGUUUGCAUGGAUCGAUGAGUGGUAUGAUAUGACAUUGGAAGAUGUUCGAGAAUAUGAACAUAGGAUGCAAGCAGAGACUAACGAGAAAGUGCGACUCAGAAAUUCGAACAAUGAGAUGCCGACCACACCAACCUCACCAGUACCAAAAUCUCCCACACAGAGUCGAUCAUGAUUCUCUUGGUCAUCGCCGCUGUUCUAGAGGAAUUAGGUUAGCUGGUAGCCUCAUCUAGGGAACGUAAUUAAAAAUUGUG